Molecule: messenger RNA, 768 nt
Organism: Rotaria sp. Silwood2
Lineage: Eukaryota; Metazoa; Rotifera; Eurotatoria; Philodinida; Philodinidae
Source: the annotation of a GenBank genome assembly
AUGUCGCGAACUUUUUUCCCAUACCUUAUUUUGUCUUUGUAUUUAAAUAGUUCGUAUGCUCAAGAACAACAACAUGAUAAACAUAAAAAUUUAUGGCAAGAUUUACAAAUUGAUUUUCGUCUUGAAGCUUUAAAAUUUCCAGAUAAUAAAAUUUAUGGAACUAUUAAUAUUAUACCAGAAUCAUCUCGUAAACUUAUUAAAAAAUUUGUUGUAAUCAUUAAUGAAUCAAAGCGAAUUGAAUUUGAUCGUCAUUAUGAAACUUUGGCAGUAUCAGGUUUCAAUACAAAUAGAAAAAACUCUUCGGUUUAUAUUCAAGUUAUACCGAAUAAUGAAAAAUGGGCAAGAGAAGAUAAAAUAUCAAAAGUUUGUCAUUUUUAUUUUACUGGUGAAGUUUUUGCAUUAAGUCCAACAAUAAGUUUUAAAUGGUCAGAUGAUAAAAAAAAUCCUAAACCAAAUCUUAUUAUUCAAUGGUAUCAUAUUGGAGAUAAAAAUGCUCAACAAUAUAUUCUUUAUUUAGAUGAUGUAGAAAUUCAAUAUAUACGUCAAAAACAAAUCGCAGAUUCAUUUUUUGUUAGUAUUUGUGGUUUUGAAUGUGGAAAUAAACAUACUUUUCAAUUAGCAGCAACACUUAAUAAUGGUAAAGAAACAUAUCGAUCAGAUAUUAUAGAAUUUACUGUACCUGAUAAAGAAUUCAUAGACAAUGAUAGUGAUGAAUUUAUUACUAUAUCAAAUGAACCACCUCCACCCGACUUACCAGGUACUAAUUAA